Molecule: messenger RNA, 1351 nt
Organism: Archocentrus centrarchus (flier cichlid)
Lineage: Eukaryota; Metazoa; Chordata; Actinopteri; Cichliformes; Cichlidae
Product: T-cell immunoglobulin and mucin domain-containing protein 4-like
Exons: 6
Coding region: 75-785 (236 amino acids)
Biological process (GO): cytoskeletal rearrangement involved in phagocytosis, engulfment; apoptotic cell clearance
Molecular function (GO): phosphatidylserine binding
Source: RefSeq, a predicted model, not a curated record
UACUAACCGCAUGUUUGCUUUGAUAGAACCUCAUUAUAUCCUCACUUGAGGACACUCUUAACAAUAGCCUACACAUGCGUGGUCUUUCUUGCUUUCUCCUCUGGAUUCUGAUCCAAGUGUCUUCUGGCACCUUUAGAGUCACGGGCCAUAUUGGGCACAGUGUCACUCUGACAUGUAGGUAUGACGCCCAAACUCACGGAGUCUUGAACUUUUGCUGGGGCAAAGAAAGGGUGCCCACAUCCAAAUGCUCGAACACCAUCCUUUCCUAUGACGGGUCUGUGCUUUCCACGGAGUCCCCCAGGUACCAGCUGCUGGGCUCGCUGAGAGAUGGCGACGUGUCGCUGACCAUCCUCGAUGCUCAGAGGGAUGACGCUGGUGCGUACGGCUGCAGGGUCGAGAUUCCUGGGUGGUUCAAUGACCAUAAGGUCAACAUAGAACUGAUUAUGGAGGAAGCUCCUGCGGAACAACCUGUUACCCAGAACUGGACAGUUUCUACUGCUGGGACAACAACAGUUUCAGGUCCUACAGAAAUAUUGAUGUCAACAUCUGAAAAUGUGGAAGUCGGUGACCCACAAAUGGACUUAAUUCGAAGUGAAACAACCGAGUUGAAUUUCAAAGACUUCUUGAGCAUGGCAAACAUUGGCAGGAUGGCAGGUCUUUUCUUGCUCAGCAUUAUCAUAAUCCUGGCUUUUAUUUUCAGAAGGAAGUGCCGGAUGAAGGAGGCCCUGAAACAUCGCAGCACCGUAACAGCUGAGAAUAUUUAUGAAAGCAUCUCGAUGGUUUAAUGAUGACCAAAAAUGAGAAAACAGAUUUCCACAAUUUAAGGAACUUGUGACUGCAGAAGCGGUUGCCUGACGUCUAAUCUUUCCAUUUCCUGAUCCACUGCUUCAAUAUUUCCAAGAAAAGCAGCUUACAGGGGCCCACGGCUCAGAUCCCACUGAAAAAGGUACAUUUACAUCACAAGAUGUAAAAAUAACCAACAGAUUCAUUAAUAAGCUUUUGCGUCCUGUCAUUCCUACUGCCCAGGAGAGCUGCUGGAUUGUUUAUACUAGUACACACAAUGCCACCUACUGGCAAUACUGAGCACUGUGAAAAACAAAGUUUGUUGGUAUGACAGCAGAAAGGAUACCAGGUAUUAAUUGAGUAUACACUUCUCAGCUGUAUAUUUAAAAAAAAAAUGUUUGGAUGACAUGGUUCAAUUUAACUGUGAAACAGAUAUUUAGUGAUGUGAAAGAAACGCCUUCUCUAAUAUAUAUUAUAUAUGUGCAUAUAUGUUUUUUUUUGUGUGUUUUUUCCCCAAUACAUUCAGCAAGUUUAUAUGUCAAAACUAAAUACUUAUGGUGUAUUUAUU